AUGUCAGAAUAUGCUGAUAGUGGAUCCGUGUCGCGUCUCGUUGGAGGACUUGGAAGCUAUGAGGAAGAUGGACAACUUACCGAGAAAGUCAGGAGACAACCAUAUAGUGUCGUUCUUUUUGACGAGGUGGAUAAGGCACAUCCCUCAAUUUUCAAGGUUCUCAUUCAACUCCUCGAUGAUGGCACGUUGAUUGAUGGAAAGGAUCGGAACGUAUAUUUCAAGGACACUAUCAUAAUCAUGAGCUCUAAUCUUGGAGCCGAGAACCUAUCAGCUGGAACGGCUGGAGAAAACAUAGCCACUGCACGGGAUCUUCUCAUGAAACAGGUUGAGAAACGCCUUAAGCCUGAUUUUAUCAACAAACUGAGUGAAAUUGUGAUAUUUGAGGCACUUUCUCAUGACGAACUGAGGGAGAUCGUGAAAAUCCAGAUGAAGAGUGUCGUUGCUAUGGCCGCUAAGAAAGGCAUCUCUCUGUUUGCAACAGAUGCCGCCUUGGACAUCAUUUGGUCAGAAUCUCACGAUACGGUGUAUGGCGCAAGGCCUAUUAAGAGGUGGAUGAAGAAGAAUGUGACGAGAGUUCUUGUGGACAUGUUGGUCAAUGGAGAAGCGUGUCAAGGCUCAAUCAUCUGCAUCAAUGCCACUGACGACAAGAAGGGGCUGAAGUAG
Triticum turgidum subsp. durum (durum wheat) is the source of this 663-nucleotide messenger RNA. Lineage: Eukaryota; Viridiplantae; Streptophyta; Magnoliopsida; Poales; Poaceae. The record is from the annotation of a GenBank genome assembly.